Molecule: messenger RNA, 3105 nt
Organism: Thermothelomyces thermophilus ATCC 42464
Lineage: Eukaryota; Fungi; Ascomycota; Sordariomycetes; Sordariales; Chaetomiaceae
Exons: 3
Coding region: 255-2933 (892 amino acids)
Biological process (GO): mRNA processing; primary miRNA processing
Cellular component (GO): nuclear body
Source: RefSeq, a predicted model, not a curated record
GCUUUCUAACCGCAAUCAUGUCGCCAAGCAGUAACCUCUCGCCACAAACAACCAAAUCACCGACUUCUGGAAUCACUUGACAAGCGGCAAACAAGUCUGCGGCAACACACAAGAAGAAGGCGCCGCUCUCGGCCCGCCUCGAUCCCUUUCAUUCCUCCCUCGACCUCGCGCAGCGCCCGAUCCGUCUCAAGUUUCCGCCAACCGAGUUUAAUGCCGGCCGAGUAGUAUCACCUUCACCUUCCCGCUAGGCCGCCAUGGAUUCAUACCAUCGGGAGUCUGCUCGUUCUCCUGGCGACCGUUGGAGUGGCCGCGACGAUACGAGGAUAAAGGAUGAAAGAGGAGACAGCUUCUACCGCAACGGCAGAUCUCCUGACCGCAGCAGACGCCGAUCCCGAUCCCCUCCCGCGGUUGAUCGUUACGAGCCCAGGGCGCGCGGCCGUGACGACUAUGCCGGCACUCGCGACCGCGACGACCGGAGCCGCCGCUCACCCCACCCGGUUAUUGAUCGCUACGUGCCCGGGCAGGAUUCCGCCCUGCCGCAGUCCCUGAACAACCCUCUUCCGGAUCCGCUCAAGCUGUCGUAUCAGGUGGGCUUCUCGUGGUUUGGCGAAUGGUGGAGGGCAAAUGAAAGAAUAAAGGAGGAGAAGGAGCGUCUGAAAAGUGGCCGGCGCCGCGAACCCGAGCGUCCCAGAGGCCCGCGCGAAGCCCAGGAGGAGCGGGAGAAAGAAAAGGCCAAAAUUCAAGCUGCCUACGACAAAUACAAAGAGGAUCUCCAGGCGAAGAUGGCACACGCCUUUGUCAAACAACACAAGGAAGAACAGUGGUUCAAGGAACGCUACGUGCCUGAAGUUCGCGACCCGUUCCGCCAGCAGCUGAACGAACAACGUCUUGGCGCCUAUGCCCGCUGGGAGCAGGACCUCGCCUCGGGCGUCUUUGACGACUUCUCCCUCGAGGGCAUACCCAAGAGCGAGAGCAACGGAGCUGGCGGCGCGGCCGAGAAAGAGGAGGGCGAAGCGACCGCUGCGAACGAAGUUCUUGGUGUUGGCGAUCUAGUGCCAGCCCAGCCCACCGAGAUCCGGGAUGAGAGCCUGGAUCAGCCCACUCUCCUCAUCAAGACCAUUGCGCCCUCCGUAAGCCGCCAAAAUCUUGAGGCCUUUUGCAAGGAGCAUCUCGGAGAGGGUGAAGGUGGUUUCAAGUGGCUCUCUUUGAGCGAUCCAAAUCCUAGUAAGCGGUAUCACAGGAUCGGCUGGAUCAUGUUGCACCCCGCUCCCGAGGCUCCCAUUCCCGAGGAGGACGAAGGUGCCGGGGACGAGGACGGCGAGUCCAAGCCUGCCGCUCCUGUCUCAACUGCCGAGAAGGCGCUCGAGGCCAUCAACGGGAAAACCGUCAAGGACGAGCUGCGUGGCGAUUUCACCUGUCAUGUCGGUGUCCAUAAUCCACCCUCACACCCCAGGAAGAAGGCGCUUUGGGAUCUCUUCUCCGCCCCUGAGCGCAUUCAUAAAGACCUCCAGCUUGCCACAGAACUCGUUACCAAGUUCGAGGGUGACAUUGGGUCCGACUUGAACGCAAACCGCCUGAUUGAAGACCAUGUUGACAGGCUGCGUGAUGAAGGGAAGCUGCAACCUGCGGUCCCGGUGACCUCGGUCAAGAGGCCAAAGAAGCAGCGGGAGCGGACUAUUACCCUGGAUCAAUCCAUGGAUAUGGAGCGUGAAGAGGGAGAUGAGGAAAUGGCUGAGGACGGCGAAGACGAUGAAGAAGAGGGAAUGGUGGAUGAUGAGGUUGAUGACAUCGACCUCCUCGUGGAGAAGAAGCGGCUGGACUUGACUAUCGAGUACCUCCGCCGUGUCUUCAACUUCUGCUUCUUCUGUGUGUUUGAGAGCGACUCGGUUCACGAGUUAACCCGCAAGUGCCCGGGCGGCCAUCUCCGGAGGCCUAGGAGCACCUUGUCCUCGGCAGCCAAGGCCGUGGCUGAGGCCAGCGCGAACGGCGACCCCUUCCCGUCGAAGAAGCGUAAGGACGAGGAGGUUGAGGAGGGCGAGGCCCCCGAAGAGGACCGCAAGUUCCGUGCCUCCUCCAAGGCCGAACAACAGCUGCAGCGGGCGUACAACUGGGUCAAGACGUUUGAGGACAAAAUCAACCAGAUCCUGCAUCCCGAGACAGUCGACCUCAGAAAGCUGGGCGGCAAGCCAGUCGAAGACGCAGUCAACGACGAGCUGGGCAAGUACGUCAAGCAGGAAGACGAGCACAAGUGGCGCUGCAAGGUCCCCGAGUGCACAAAGCUUUUCAAAGAGGAGCAUUUUUGGCGUAAACACGUUGAGAAACGCCACACCGAGUGGCUAGAGAAGCUCAAGGAAGAGUUCCAAUUGAUCAACGCCUAUGUGCUCGACCCGGCGCACAUCGCGCCCUCGCGCACUGACGCGAACUCCAAUGGCCACUUCCCCCAGUCCAACGGUCAGCAGCCGACGGGCACCCCACGCGGCUUUAACCUGCAAAACUAUGCCAUGAACAGCAUGCUCAACUUCCCGGGCUUCCCCAUGGCCAUGUUCCCGCCCGGCAUGAUGGGCGGCAGUGGCGCCGGCGGCGCGAACCCGCUACCCAACCCAGCUAGUUGGCACGCCGGGACCGGGGUUGACGACCGUGGUGCAGGCGCCGGCCCGAUCCGUCGCGGCGGCGGUAUGUCGAGCGGCGGCGGGAGCCGGUUCCAGAACCGGUUCGGACCAUAUGACCGCCGCGGCGGCAACUCGCGUUACGGCGGCGAUGGUGGCGGUGCGAUGGGUGGCGGGCGCGGUCGUGGCGGGCCAGCUAACAGAUGGGGCGACGGCGCCGGCGUGGCAGCUGUCGGUCCGAGGGAGGCGGUGCAGGGCCGGACACUCAAGAGCUACGAGGACCUGGAUCAAGUGUCCGGUGGUGGUGGUGGAGAGCUCAACUAUUAAAUCUUCUGCGCCGGCUCUUUGUCGAGUGAGAGGCGGUACAUUGGGGGCUGCAGACCUAGGGCGCCAUACGCUGGUGAAAGAUUGCUGAAGCUCAAUGAGGGAGCAGUCUCACACACUCACACACACACACACACACACAUCUUGGUGGCUUCUGAUGGGAAUCGGUGACCUU